This is a messenger RNA of Sarcophilus harrisii (Tasmanian devil), 3831 nucleotides long. RefSeq names its product NADPH oxidase 5 (gene NOX5). The transcript has 17 exons. Gene Ontology annotation, biological process: defense response; superoxide anion generation. The coding region runs from base 20 to 2422 and encodes 800 amino acids. Gene Ontology annotation, molecular function: calcium ion binding; superoxide-generating NAD(P)H oxidase activity. NCBI's taxonomy places the organism in Eukaryota, Metazoa, Chordata, Mammalia, Dasyuromorphia, Dasyuridae. Gene Ontology annotation, cellular component: plasma membrane; NADPH oxidase complex. The record is from RefSeq and is a predicted model, not a curated record.
CCAGAGGCAGGGAGAGAAAAUGAGCAUAGAUGCAAAAUUGGGCCAGGCAGAACUGGAACUCCUGGAAAGCAGAGGUGCCAUGAAUGCUGACGAUGAUGCUAAGUGGUUGGAGUGGGUGUCGCACCAGUUUGAAAUCAUUGCUGGAGAAGAUCGGGAGAUUGACCUGCAAGAGUUUAAGACAGCGUUGAAAGUGAAAGAGUCCUUCUUUGCAGAGAGGUUUUUUGCCCUGUUUGACUCUGAUGGAAAUGGCACUAUCACUCUGCAAGAGCUUCUAGGGGCUCUGAAUCUACUUAUCCAUGGGAAUACAAUGGACAAACUCAAAUUCCUCUUCCAUGUGUAUGACGUGGAUGGCAGUGGAUCCAUUGAUCCAGAUGAGCUUCGUACAGUGUUGCAGUCUUGUCUGAAGGAGAGUGCCAUCUCCCUGCCAGAGGAGAAGCUGGAUGACCUCACUCUAGCCCUUUUUGAAUCAGCUGACAAAGACCAUAAUGGUUCUAUCACCUUUGAGGAACUCCAGGAGGAAUUAACCAAUUUUCCUGAAGUCAUGGAAAAUUUGACCAUCAGUGCAGCCAAUUGGCUGAAGCCUCCGUCCUCCAAGAAAAGGCCACAGAUGCCCCGCCACUUGACCUUAGCAUACUGGCAUAACAACAGUGGCAAGCUGGCUAUUCUGUCAGCCUAUAUUGGGCUCAACAUACUGCUCUUCACUCUGGCAGCCCUGAAGCACCAGUCGUUUGGAGUCAGCAUCAUGGUUGCCAAAGGCUGUGGCCAAUGUCUGAACUUCAACUGCAGUUUCAUUGUGGUUCUGAUGCUGCGGCGUUGUCUCACAUGGCUGAGGGCCACAUGGUUGGCCAGAGUUUUCCCACUGGACCAGAAUGUUGAAUUCCACCAGCUCAUUGGCUACGUGGUAGUUGCAUUUACACUCAUACACACCAUUGCCCAUGUGGUCAACUUUGUGCGCUUGGCUCAAUUAGUGGACAAUCCCUUCCAAUUCUGGGAAUAUCUCCUCACCACUCGGCCUGGCAUUGGCUGGGUCCAUGGCACAGCUUCCCUCACAGGCAUUGUUCUGCAGCUUCUCAUCCUCAUCAUGCUUGUAUGUUCCUGUCCCUUUGUCCGGAGGAGUGGGCACUUUGAGGUAUUCUACUGGACCCACCUAUCCUACAUUCUUAUCUGGGUGCUGCUCAUCAUUCAUGGACCCAGUUUCUGGAAGUGGCUGCUGGUCCCUGGUCUCUUAUUCUUCCUGGAAAAAGGUGUGGGGCUGGUGUUGUCCCACAUGGCAGCCCUAAGUAUUGUGGAAGCCAACCUCCUUUCCUCCAAGGUCACUCACCUUGUGAUUAAGCGGCCCUCUUUUUUCAGCUAUAAGCCCGGAGACUACGUGUAUUUGAACAUCCCAGCUAUUGCCAAGUAUGAAUGGCAUCCUUUCACCAUCAGCAGUGCUCCAGAGCAAGAAGAUACCAUCUGGUUGCAUGUCAGAUCUCAGGGUCAAUGGACAAAUAGACUGUAUGAUUACUUCAAGGCUUCUGAUCCCAUCUGUUUUGGUACCAAGAGACUGACCCAGAACCUGAAGCUCAGAAAAAGUCAGAGAAUGCCCCAGGAAACCAAGGUCCACAUCUUAAAUACUCAUUCUGCUAGUACAACUCAAGGAAUACUGGCCUCUAACAUGGAGAAAACAGUGGAACUGAUGUCCUACAAUCCUGAGAAACUGACCCAGAAAAAGGAGGAAGACCUUAUUGAUUGUGGAAAAGAGAGAGAAGAGAAGCCUCAGCCAAGAAGUGUCUUACCUCUGUUAAAUGAAAACCAACGAUUAUGUAACAUCAAGUGCUACCUGGAUGGUCCUUAUGGGACUCCAACCCGACGGAUCUUUGCUUCUGAACAUGCAGUGUUGAUUGGGGCUGGCAUCGGCAUUACUCCUUUUGCCUCUAUUCUGCAGAGCAUCAUGUACAGGUACCAAAAGAGAAAACAAAAUUGUCCCAACUGCCAUUAUUCGUGGUAUGAAGAUGUCAAGAAUGAUGAGAUGAAGCUGAAGAAGGUGGAUUUCAUUUGGAUCAACCGGGACCAGAGGUCAUUUGAAUGGUUUGUGAGUUUGCUGACCAAGCUUGAGAUGGAUCAGGUCAAAGAGGAGCCAGGAGGCCAUUUCUUGGAGUUGCACAUGUACAUGACUUCAGCCCUGGGCAAGAAUGACAUGAAGGCCAUUGGCCUACAGAUGGCACUUGACCUCCUUGCCAAGAAAGAAAACAAAGACUCUAUCACUGGGCUGAAGACAAGGACCCAGCCAGGGAGACCAGACUGGAACAAAGUGUUCCAAAAGUUGGCUGCUGAAAACAAGGGCAAAGUCCAGGUCUUCUUCUGUGGAUCUCCAGCUCUGGCCAAGGUGCUGAAGAGUCACUGUGAACUGCUCAACUUCAGAUUUUUCAAAGAGAAUUUCUAAUCUCCUACCCUGCCAGCUCUUUCUUCCUAGGAUUUGGAAAACUGCCAUUUCUGGAGGUGUCAUUUAAUAGCGAUUUAUUAUUAUUAUUGCAUGUCAAAACCUAUCAUUCUGAUCAAACUUAAGGUCACAUAGACUACUUUAAAGGACAAAGAUAAGAGCAGAGGUAUUAAUGCUCAUCUCCAAAAUUUAUGUUGUCCUGAUGGAACUGAAGAGACCAAUAGCAGAUGGAUAUCCUUUGGUGCACAAUAUGGGAAAAAACAUAUUCUUCAAUGUUUGUAUUCUAGAACUUCGAAGGGCUGUGAUAUUUGUUUCUCAAUUAUCUCAGGCUAAAGGCUAGCUGGGAUGAGAAGAUUAUAUAUGUACAUAUUGGCAAAAACAUUUGCAGGGAGUAUCUCAGGGCAAUUUUAUCUUUUAAGGUAGGCUUUAGAGAGACCCUCCCCCCAAAUUCCUAAUGUGUGCCUAACUCAAUGUCCCCCAGAGAAAAACAGAUAGACAAUUGGAAAGGUAUUGUCAAUUCACAUGAAGAAACUUUCUCUACUUCUCUGUAUGUUGUUUACUAUCUUUUUCCUCUGCAUCUUUCCAUGUAUGUCUUUUUCUGUCUCUCUGUCUCUCAUAUUUUUAGGACUGUCUUUCUCCUUUUCUCUUUCUUGAUAGGGAGCAUCAUAAUGUAGGGAAGAGUUUUGAACUUGCAGCCAGGAAUACCUGGGUUUCAAUGUCACUUUUGAAAAUUACUGGUGAUAUGACUCAGGGCAAGCAGAAUAAUCUAAGUCUGAGUCUCUCAUUAUAAAACAGUAAAUCUCUCUUAUAGGAUAUUGUGAGGAUCAGAUGAGAUAUUGCAGAGAAAGCUCUUUGCAAAACCCAAAACAUUAUAGUCACCUCUCUUUUUCCUUUUACUGAUUGGAAAACUGAGCCCUAAAAGCAUGAAGUGAGAAGCCCAAGCUGACACAGCUAGUGAAAUCCUGGGAAUGUCCAUGCCCAUCAAAUUCAGCGAAACUCAGAACAACACUUGAAAGAUUGUCAAAAGAUCAAAAUCUGAAGGUUUUUUCUGGAAUUCUCUUCCUUGGGAUUUUCAGAUAUGUGAAAGAGUCCCUAGGAGAAAAUUUCAACAGGAAGAGCUCUACUCACAGUAUUCAACACACACAUAAACACACUUUUACAUUUUUUUCCUUUUUUUUUUUUUAGAGGAUCUAUGAUUUAUAUGGGGUUAGAGAGUUCUCCAUGAGGAAACUCCCCUACUAAUGCAGUUCAGGAACUAUUCUGUAACCUAGAGUCUUAGAGGGCUCCCUAGGGCCUUAGAAGUCACAAGCAUGUUGUCUGUGUGAUUCUGAGGUGAGAUUUGAACCUAGACUCCCUUAUAGCUCUCUUUAUUUUAUCAUGCUUUCUACUCCCAGUGAUAUAUAUAUAUAUAU